CUCGGCCUUUGGCUCCAAGAGGCCCGAUGUCUGCCGUGUCACUGACCGUGCCACCGCCACCGCAGGACGAGGCGACGCCACUCGUGCGCGCCGAUGCUACCAGCGUCCAGCGCGACGAGCUCAAGCACGUGAUUCGACUCGGCCUUCCGCUCAUGCUUCAGCAGAUCGUGGACGUGACGCCGCAGGUGCUCAUCGUGAUGCUCAUUUCGCACUUGAACCAUGGAAUGUCCAAAGAGCUCAUGGCGGCCUCGGCGCUCUGCGGGCUCUUCUACCGCCUUACUGCGCGCUCGGUCGUGACGGGUAUCUCGACGGCCAUGUCGACCAUGUCGUCGCAGGCCCAUGGCGCCAACAAGCCAUGGGAGAUCGGGCUCUACUUCCAAGCUGGCAUUCUCGUGCUCGCCAUUGCGUACCUCCCGCUCGUCGCGUUGCUGCUCUCGUGCAGCCACAUCUUCGUCUUUCUCGGGCAGGUCGAGUCCGUAGCCGCGAUCGCAGGGCGCAUGAUGUGGUUUAACGUUCCCGCGCUUCCCUUCUACGCGCUCUAUGUGCUCCAGGCCAACUGGAUCCAGGGCCAGAACCGAGUUCUUCCGCUCGUGUUUGUCGACCUCGCGGGCCAAGCCUGCAUGAUCUCGACCGCCUACAUCCUCAUGUACCAUACGCCCCUUGGCAUCGUCGGCGUCGUCGCGGCCGGUGCCAUCACCGAAGUGCUCAAAUGUUCAGUCCUCUUUGGCUACAUUGUCUAUUCCGGCCUCUUGGCGCAAGACUGGAAGGGCUGGGACCUGCCCGCCGCGUGGCGCCUUGUCCCGAGCUUCGCGUCGCUCGGCGCCGCUGGUGUCGUUGUUACCAUGUGCAUGGCGUACGCCAAAUACACGAUCACGAUCUUGGCCGGGCGUCUUCCGGACGGCGCCGCGGCCAUUAGCGCCAGCGCUGGCUACGACCUCCUCGUCGCCUGCUUUGGCCUCGUCGUGCAAGGGCUUGCGGUGGCGGGCUGCAUUCGUGUCGGGAAUGCACUCGGUGCGAACGACGCGCCGCGCGCCAAGACCGUCGCCCGCCUCGUACUCUGCCUCGCUGCUGCCUACGGCCUUUUCGCUGGCUGCGUCAUGGGUCUCUUCAAGGACCUCUACCUCGCCGUGUACAUGAAGGACCCGACCGUGCGCCACUUGGCGUCGGGGCUGAUUCUGACGGCAGCGCCGUUUCAGGUCGCGACGGCGCUCCUCACGACGCUUCUAGCGAUCUUGCAGGGCUGCGGCCUCCAGAGUGUCGGCGCCAAAAUGUCGUUCGCUGCGUACGCUGUCGUGGGCAUCCCGCUCGGCGCGGCGCUGGCCUUCUACAACCAGAGCGAUAUUGCAGGGCUCUGGCUCGGCGUGCUUCUCGGCAUCACGAGCGUCACUGCUGGCGGCCUCUUCUGGCUCACGCGCCUCGACUGGGACCAGCUCGCGGCCGACGCCAAGGAGCGCACGCGAGACACGUCGUCGUCAAAGGCAUAGAUUCCUCCAUGGCCUCGCUGCGUGUUUGACGUGCAUCGCGUUGUGUCAAAAAAGGGUUGAACCGAUGCGUUUAACAAAAAUAGAGUCCAGUUUUGCCUCCGGA
Saprolegnia diclina VS20 is the source of this 1587-nucleotide messenger RNA. RefSeq lists its product as hypothetical. Gene Ontology annotation, biological process: transmembrane transport. NCBI's taxonomy places the organism in Eukaryota, Oomycota, Saprolegniomycetes, Saprolegniales, Saprolegniaceae. The transcript has 2 exons. The record is from RefSeq and is a predicted model, not a curated record. Gene Ontology annotation, cellular component: membrane. Gene Ontology annotation, molecular function: xenobiotic transmembrane transporter activity; antiporter activity. The coding region runs from base 27 to 1484 and encodes 485 amino acids.